Bacillus rossius redtenbacheri is the source of this 6248-nucleotide messenger RNA. RefSeq names its product aquaporin-like. The transcript is spliced from 6 exons. Gene Ontology annotation, cellular component: plasma membrane. NCBI's taxonomy places the organism in Eukaryota, Metazoa, Arthropoda, Insecta, Phasmatodea, Bacillidae. Gene Ontology annotation, molecular function: channel activity. Bases 55 to 1014 code for a protein of 319 amino acids. Gene Ontology annotation, biological process: transmembrane transport. The record is from RefSeq and is a predicted model, not a curated record.
UCGGUCCGUGAGAGGGACAGACAGACAGAGAGAGAGAGCCGCCAGUCCGACGACAUGGGCGCCUACCCGCGGGUCGUGGGCUCGUCUCCUCGACGCCAGCAGGCGCUGCUGCUGUUCAACUCCUCCGCCUCGCGCGUGGGGCUCGUGCCUGCGGGCGAAGCAGGCGACCAGGCGGGAGUGCUGGACAUGUCGGCCUUCUCCGGCGACGGCCGGUGGGUCGUGGCGCGCAAAGGCCUGGCCGAGCUGAUGGGCACGGCGCUGCUGCUCUUCCUGGGCUGCAUGGGCGGCGUGGGCGGCCUGUCGGAGUCCCCCCCGCCGCACCUGCAGGUCGCCCUCACGUUCGGCCUCGUCGUCGGCAUCAUCAUACAGAUCAUCGGCCACAUCACGGACGCCCACCUGAACCCGGCGGUGACCGCAGCCGCCGUCAUCCUGGACCGCAUGACCCUGCCCGUGUCGGCCGUCUACGUGCUGUCGCAGCUGGCGGGCGGCGUCCUCGGCUACGGCAUGCUGCUGGUGGUGACGCCGCGCUCGGCGCUGGAGGCGGCCGCCCCCAACGGCUCGCGCUGCGCCCUGUGCGUGACGCUGCCGCACGCCGAGCUGUCGGCGCCGCAGGCCGUGCUGGCGGAGGCGCUGGUCACCGCGGUGCUCAUCCUCGUCGUGUGCUCCGUGUGGGACCCCAGGAACGCCGCCAACACCGACUCCGUGCCGCUCAAGUUCGGCUUCACCGUCGCCGCCAUCGCGGCCGCCGAGGGGCCUUACACCGGAGCCAGCAUGAACCCCGCCAGAAGCCUGGGGCCGGUGAUCUGGACCGGGGUGUGGAGCUAUCACUGGGUGUACUGGGUGGGGCCGAUGCUGGGGGCGGUGGUGGCCGCCUACACGUACAAGCUGGUGUGGGGCGUGCCGGCGCCCAGAGGUCCCGCCGAGGUCACAGAGGAGAGCCUCCCCCUGAGGGACGUGAGGAACAGCAAGGAGGUCGAGGCGCGCGCCAGCGCCACCAACCUCAGCAGCGCGUGAGGUGUGCGCGCCCCUGUCGGCCGCUGGGUGAACUGCGUCGCCCGUGCGCGCCGGUGACUGCAGCAGCGCGUGAGGUGUGCGCGCCCCUGGCGGCCGCCGCGUGAACUGUGUCGCCCGUGCGCGCCGGUGACUGCAGCAGCGCGUGAGGUGUGCGCGCCCCUGGCGGCCGCCGCGUGAACUGUGUCGCCCGUGCGCGCCGGUGACUGCAGCAGCGCGUAAGGUGUGCGCGCCCCUGGCGGCCGCCGCGUGAACUGUGUCGCCCGUGCGCGCCGGUGACUGCAGCAGCGCGUGAGGUGUGCGCGCCCCUGGCGGCCGCCGCGUGAACUGUGUCGCCCGUGCGCGCCGGUGACCGCAGCAGCACGUGAGGUGUGCGCGCCCCUGGCGGCCGCCGCGUGAACUGUGUCGCCCGUGCGCGCCGGUGACUGCAGCAGCGCGUGAGGUGUGCGCGCCCCUGGCGGCCGCCGCGUGAACUGUGUCGCCCGUGCGCGCCGGUGACUGCAGCAGCGCGUAAGGUGUGCGCGCCCCUGGCGGCCGCCGCGUGAACUGUGUCGCCCGUGCGCGCCGGUGACUGCAGCAGCGCGUGAGGUGUGCGCGCCCCUGGCGGCCGCCGCGUGAACUGUGUCGCCCGUGCGCGUCGGUGACCGCAGCAGCACGUGAGGUGUGCGCGCCCCUGGCGGCCGCCGCGUGAACUGUGUCGCCCGUGCGCGCCGGUGACCGCAGCAGCACGUGAGGUGUGCGCGCCCCUGGCGGCCGCCGCGUGAACUGUGUCGCCCGUGCGCGCCGGUGACCGCAGCAGCGCGUGAGGUGUGCGCGCCCCUGGCGGCCGCCGCGUGAACUGUGUCGCCCGUGCGCGCCGGUGACUGCAGCAGCGCGUGAGGUGUGCGCGCCCCUGGCGGCCGCCGCGUGAACUGUGUCGCCCGUGCGCGCCGGUGACCGCAGCAGCACGUGAGGUGUGCGCGCCCCUGGCGGCCGCCGCGUGAACUGUGUCGCCCGUGCGCGCCGGUGACGCCGACUACAGCAGUGCUCGAGAUUUGGCCACCCCUCACGAAAGCUGAAGGCACCGCGCCGCUGUGGUUGUUCCGCGUUAGGAGACAACAACCUCAGCACUUCUGCGGGUUGGCGCCCCUGGCGGCCUCCAUGAAGACGGUGUCGCCGUCACGGUCACAUAGAUCUAUCUAGUAACUUACCUUCAUUCUCCGUCGGUUUACAAUUUUUUUCAUUAUUUUUGGUGCUUGGUAAAUGCCUUACCUGUACCAGUGCCUUAAAUCUUGCCGAAUUUGUUAGUUCAGUUGAAGUGUUAAUCCAGGAAUAUGUUUUCAUAGAUUGUUAAAGCCAUGGAGGUGGUGCAGUUGUCAAGCGCUUGGGCUGCCAGUCGGGUGGUUAGUUUUAACACCAACUGGUUCUUUUUUUUUUACUUUUAAUUUUUUUUUUAAUUUUUCACAAUAAAACAAAUUACUGAAAUAUCACUUCUACUGAAUUGAAACAUUCUAAAAACAAUUAAGGCAUUGGUAUAGAUUGGGUAUUGACCAAGCACCCAAACUAAUUUAAAAAAUAAUCAUCUGGGAAGAAAUUUCAAAAAUUGAGAUGGAAUUAGGAAUAAUAUCAUAUUUUAUACGAAACUCCCAUUUAACAUUUAACUGUUACUAGCGCCGUUAGUUCACAGGCCGCCGCGAGCUUUUCUAAGCCGACGGUGAGUGAAGGUAAGUUGCCAGACCUGUCCAUAUGGCCGUGGUCGCCGUGCGCGCCAGUGUCGCCAACUUUGUCAGCGCGGGAAGGUUGAUGACCGUGGCGGUCCACCAAGGAAACUGUCACCGUGUGCGCCAAAACACCAAUUUUAGCGGGUGCGUAAUGGUUUGCGCUUCUUAUGAUCGCUGCAUUGUACGUUGUUUUGAACAACACCCUCAAGAAAGAAUCCUCACAGCACUAUACUCACGAGGCUUGCUUCCUUAAUAUUCGGCGCCGACUUACACGGCAGUAAGAAUUUAGGAAAUACAGAUCACAGUAUCUUGAACAUUCACGUAGUCCACGUGCCACUCUGUGAAUAUUUUGAGCAUAGUCAUCUGUAGACCAACCAAUACGUUUGAUCAAUUUUUUUUUUAAUCUUCUCAAGAGUGUAAAAGAGGGUAAACUGGAUUAUAUUCACAGAAUGGCCGAGUAGUAGCUGUCUUUCAGAGUCAGCUCUUUCCUCACGAACUCUCCCUGUGGACAUGGGCCGAUAUUCGAAGACACAGAAAUAAGAGUUUAGGUGUCGAAUAUGCUAAACCUGCUCUCUAACCGUAUUCCUAGUGCACGAUUGGACACGGCCAGUCCCUUAUAUUCAGGCAAAAGAUUUUGGUAUCCUGUCUUUUGUCGUUCUGUUGCAAAAAUUACGCGCAUGCGUAGAGCCCACCUUUUCGUUGAUUUCGUCCAGGUGGCUGUAAUUUUGUCUGCGAGUUAGGUUACAGUUGUAUCCCAACAAGGUGGUGCUUAUUCGCUACCUUAUCUGAAUGUCUUGGAAAAUCACCCCAUGUUUUUUUUUUUUUUUACUUUUCUUUAUCUUGCACUUUUCACCGCUUACCAAGCAGGUUUAAAGAUCAAUCGGGUGACAAACAGCGUGUUUGUCUUACGACAACUGUUUAUUAGAUCUUCGGAUUCCGGCCAUACACGCGGUGAAUUUCAAAACUCUACCGUAAAAUCAAACGCACUGUCUCUCUUAGACCCUUCGGUUCUCGUGAAACACCGUGGUACCGCCGCUGGAAGGCUCUGGGUAGAAGGCACAGAACUCUUGAAGUCUACGGUCGUAUAUUCGCCACGUACUGAACCGCGAUCUUUCGUCUGGACCGUUGCUUUCACCUCUCUACUCGAAUUAUUGGCACCAGUGGUACAUAAUUUAGUCGAAACAAAUUUACGAAAAAGUUUUGAAAGAAAAAAAUAGAUAAUCAGAUCCCUCAGAUCGCAUAACUGUUAUCAAGGACGAAAAGAACAUAAACGUGUAAGUAUUCUAACUAGAAAUUUCAGUCGGAUCAUAUCAUUUCCAUUUGAACAUUUGAAACUAAUCGAUUAAUAGCUGGAGUAACAUCUAGAUGCAUUUCUUAUCCAUAGUAUCUCAAACAGUUUAAUGUCGACAUAAAAUGUUGACGCGAAAUAUUAUAACAAAUUCCUGAAAAGAUUUGUAUACCAGAAUAUAAUUAUGUAUGCAUUUUAUACAUUGGUAUCCCUGCAGUGAAGAUAUAAAUACAAAAUGCACUGUAUUCUGAUAUUAAAUAUUAUGAUUUUGUUACUAAUGCUUUGUUACAAAUGUCACAUAGUAAAAUUUUAUUCCUGACACAGGCAAAAUAUAUUAAUCAAAGCCAAAGAAUGUGAACUUUUUCCAUCAUUCUCUAGUCAUAAAAGUGUUUUCUUUUUACAUUACAUUUGGGUAGUGUGUAGGCGGUAUGGGUGUUUUGGGUGGUAGCAAAAUAUGUUAUAUUUUUUAAAAUUGUUUGUUUUAACGUUGUUGUAAAGUAUAAAAGUUAUGUUAAAAGCUUAUAUUUUUUACAGUGAGGUGUGUUAGUAAUCUCUGCUAAGUUUGAACAUUGCAUAUGUAAUACAGAAUAACCCGUUUUCUUGGUGGGUACAUCUCUAUGUAGGAGUUAUGUCCAAGUACUCAUAUAUGAAUAUACAAGCAAGGCCACAUUUUCCAGCUUCUUUUAUAUGUUAUGUGAUGUGAUUUCAAUUAUCUUUGGCAACGAAAGAAACGCUUACUGUGCAUAAAUGAAUGCUGAUACUAUGCAUUUGAAAGUUAGUAUAAAAAUAUAUAUUACGAGACACUUAUCAGCAACGACGGAUUCAGAAGUUUUUGGAAGGGGGGAAAAAGAGGGUGGGCUCAUGUUCAGAAACUAAUGAUUUCCCCCAUUCCUCCCCCUCCAGAUUUAUCUAUAAAACUUAUUUUGUAAUUGUAAGUUGUAACCCUGUGAAGGGAGGGGUGGAGAAGGGCGAGCCUUCAGACUCGCAAGUGCCCCCCCCCCCCUUCUUACAACCCCCCCCCCCCCUCCACCAAUUUUUUUGUUGAAAUUCAAUUUUAUUCUUUUAAAAAUAUUAAAAGUAAAUAAAAUGUACCUUCUCAAAUGUUCUUAGUUAAAGAGCCUGUUUGUGACUUUGUUAUUUUUUUAGGUAUAUUUUUCUCUACGCGUAUUUCUGUGGCAACUUGUUCUAUUGAGCCUACUUUUUGCAGUCAUAUAUCUUUUGAACAUAUACAACUCGAAUAUUUAUUUUAAUGUUGGAAAGGCAGACAAUAACAUAGAAAGAAGACAAUUUUUCCCACCUUUAUUUAAAAAAAAAAAAAUAAGUCCCAAAUUAUAUUUUGAUGAAAAGUACCUUUUUUAAAUUAUUAAUUUUCAUGAAGUUAUGAAUGUAACGUUUAAAUGAGAACCCUUAAAUAUUUACCUAAAACUGAAUGUUUUUCAAGAUCCAUCUUCAUAAAUUAGAGCUGUAAAUGAUAUCUUUUGUUUAGCAUAUUACUUAUGUGUCAUGUUGAAUAUAUAUUUUUGUUUACUAAGAUUUUGAUGACAAAUCUAUAGUAAUCAAGCUCUGUUGAAUUGCUUAUAUGCGACUCUAUAUUUGAACGUAAUAGGCAUAUCGGCAUUUUCUUCAAGUUGGUGCAGUCAGCGAUAAAAAAAAAUGUGUUUGUAACUCUUCUAAGCUUAUGUCUGAAAUGAUUCUUUGGUUUCAUCAGUGGUAAAACUAGCCAGCAAUGAGUAGGUUUCCACCUGAUUCACUACUUUGUAUCAUAACUAUUGUUUUCACUUAAAACUAAUGAAAGAACUUGUUGAAAAAGUGUAAUUACAUUCGGUAUACAGUCUUCUGCUAUACGACUUUGGUUAUAAUAUUCCAAAACUAUGAACGUUUCUCAAGGAUUUUAAAUGUUCAGUUAGGUUUCUAUGUAAUAUUUAGUUUACAGUGUUCAAUUGUGCUUAUUGGUUGGGAACUGACACUUUAUUUUUAGUUAAAUGUACUGGGUUUUGCUAUGUUAAAUGUACUGAAUAAAAUAUUUGUAUUUUGUGACAAAAAUAAAUAUGUGAUAAAAUAAUUUAUAGAGGAUAGUGGAUAGCAAUGUAUAUAGAGAGAUUGUAAAUAGCCUUAAAAUGUUGGUACAUUUAUAAUUUACCCCCAUUGUUUUACUUAAUAAUAUAAUGUUGGCGAGUGUUUUCUUGAAUUUGUAGAAUACUAACAACGGUAAAGAAUUAAAUGUUAUUUACACAUGUAAUAAAAAAGUA